Molecule: messenger RNA, 2660 nt
Organism: Struthio camelus australis
Lineage: Eukaryota; Metazoa; Chordata; Aves; Struthioniformes; Struthionidae
Source: RefSeq, a predicted model, not a curated record
GUGGGGUGUCGAGCUGGGAAAUACAAAUCGGCAAGCUGCUAGCCGAAGCCACGGGAGGCUGGCGAGUGACUUAAAGAGGCUGUAUUACUCUUUCCAGAGGUCUGGGCCGUUCGCGGGCUUCCCUGGGACCCGCUCGGAGCGCGCGGCUUCUCUGCUGGCGCCCUGCUUCCAGGCAUGUCCUCGGAGGUGACGUUCCCCGUGCCCUGGGGCCACCUGGCAGCCAAGGCCUGGGGUCCCCCGCAGGGGCGCCCCGUGCUGUGCUUGCACGGCUGGCUCGACAACGCCAACACCUUCGACAGGCUCAUCCCGCUGCUGCCCGCCGAUUGCCGUUACGUGGCGAUGGAUUUUUCGGGCCACGGCCUGUCGUCCCACCGACCUGCGGGCUCGUUCUACCACUUCCUGGAUUACGUGAGCGAGGUGCGCCGGGUGGCGGCAGCUUUGCAGUGGAGACGGUUCACCCUGAUGGGUCACAGUAUGGGUGGAUCUGUGGCAGGAAUGUUUUGCGUCCUUUAUCCUGAGAUGGUGGACAAGCUGAUCCUACUGGAAAAUCUUGGCUUUCUGCUAGCUCCAGAGGAAACCGAGGAGUGGCUGAAAUCAAAGCGGAUGGUGAUUGACAGAUUACUGAGCCUAGAGGCGAAGCAGCAACCUCCCAAAGCGCAUAGCCCUGAAGCAGCAUUGCAGAGGCUCUUAGAAGCAAAUAGACAUCUGACAGCAGAGGGUGGGGCAAUCCUACUGCAGCGAGGAGCGACUGUGACGCCCGCUGGGCUGGUGUAUAACAGAGACAUGAGAGUCCGUACGCAGAGCCGAGAGUCCCUCACGGUGGAGCAGUGUGUGGAGCUCCUACAGAAGAUCCAGGACCGCGUUCUCAUCAUCGUAGCACAAGAUGGACUCCUGAUUCCGCACAAGCUAGACAGCAGAAAUCUCUUUGUGAAACGCCUACGGGAGGCAUUUGAGUCUGUGCUGAAAGAGCACAUCCAGCUAGUAGAGGUACCGGGGAGCCAUUUUGUACACCUGAACGAGCCCGAGGUGGUGUCUGGGAUCAUCAGCAACUUUCUGACAGCGCAGGACGCCAGAGCCAGGCUCUAGCUGGGGUCCCUGCAACAGCAGUCCAGGAGAACAGGGAGCUAAAGGCUCUGGAGCAACCUGCACCACUCCUGCCUCAUUCGACAUCAGUUUCAUGAUAUUCUGUCCUAGGCUUAGCUUGCUGCAGUGGUGGAAGCAGGUCUGCUGGGGUUCUCUGGAGGAGAGCUGAGUAGAAGUGUCUCAGUUCUCAAAGGGAGAAGGAAUCCUUCUUCUCUUCCAGCUCUGGGAGUGCAGAGAUAACACACAGGAACUCUCACCCGGAGGAAAAUGGCCUUCCACUUCCCCCAACUUCUGCAUCCUGAAAUGGAGCAGGAACGCAGGCAUAGGCAUUCUCGGUGGAAGCAGCAGUGCCAAUGGUUGUAGUAUUACAGGAGAUACACAGCUCAUUCUCACCUCCUCUCUGAGGAUAGUGCAGCCAGGCUCCUCCCAGGGUCAGAUCUACUGGAAAAAUUAGGAAAGGGCUCUGCUUUUCUCCACGGGUGCCUGAGCUGAGAGGGUUUCAGCAUCUCUGUUCUACUGCCAGGGCUGCUGCCUUUUAAAACCAGCUUAAAUGUGAGCUCACCUGUGCAUGGAAGGCCAUGUUGAAGAACUCCUAGGGUAUGAGUCAUUAAUCCUCCAGCCAGAGCUCCUAGGAGAACUCUUAGCAAUGGAAAGGUUGGUAGAGAUGAUUUCUGUUCCUCUAAAUAAAGAUAAUCUCCAAAUGCUAAUACUGUCGUCUUGACUACGUAGGAGAGCAAACCUCCUGUCUUUUGGGAUGCUUACCCAAGCAGCUAAAAUGGCAAUCUAAAGGGGAGGCAUGAUUCUUGCACGCUGAGUUUCCAUCUGCUUUCUAAACUGAUGCAAAGCCAAUUGGAGCAAGCGUACCUGGUGGACUCCCCAUGCCAUAGAAGCUGCAUUUACAGUCUGUUUUCUGCAGGAGGGUCAAUCCAUUUUAACAUAUCUCUGUGAACUUUAUCAAUGUUUCCUUCUUGCACCGAUACUCACCCCUUUAUCGAGGCUGCAGGCAGUGAGGUAGGUGUGUGUGUAUAAGCCUGGGGGUAGGGGAGUUACCACUCCUUCCUUUCUGAUCACAGCAGAUGCAGUCAUGGAGCAUGAUAGGGUCAAUCGUUAAGGCCCAAGGCUGCCUACGUUAACGCAGGCAGUAAAAUGAUGCCAGGUUAAAUGGAAUAAGGCCUUGGAAGGAGUUUGCUUUCUCCCUCCAAAGCCAGGCUGCUAUCUCACCUGAGCUUGAGCGUGCUGAGCAGCAGAAGCUCCCAUAGCCCAGGCCAGACCUAGCUGUAAAGGUACAGACGCAGCUGUAGGGCUGGGCACUUCAAGAUCUAUCUAAGAAGGAGCUGCCUGGGAGGAAAAUGCUGAGGGAAAGGGCAAUGCUCUGCACCAAACCACUGAACUCCGCUUGGGACAGCUGAUCUUGGGAACGUCCCAGCUUGGCUUUUCCCAAGCUCACGUUCCUCCUCUUCUUACCCGUUCCCAGAUAACGUCAGCCUGACCUGUGCAAAGGAGAACCAGCAUACAAGCUAUGGGUGUUAUUACCAGCACACCACACAAGGAGCUGUGUCCCAGAGCAGAGCCAGGGG